This is a messenger RNA of Mytilinidion resinicola, 1014 nucleotides long. RefSeq lists its product as uncharacterized. NCBI's taxonomy places the organism in Eukaryota, Fungi, Ascomycota, Dothideomycetes, Mytilinidiales, Mytilinidiaceae. The record is from RefSeq and is a predicted model, not a curated record. The transcript is spliced from 4 exons. Gene Ontology annotation, molecular function: catalytic activity. Bases 82 to 975 code for a protein of 297 amino acids.
AUAGAGCAUGAGAGGCGAAGGGCGGGCCUUUCUCACACACCACAUCGUGAAAGUCGUCCUGCAUUCGUUUCAUCGUCAAUUAUGAAGGUUGUGUGGGAAAGGUUCAUUCGCUUCGUCGCCACGGACGGCCGCGUUCUGCGUGGAGACCCGAUUUUGCCGUCGCCAGACUUCGACCUGGGCAACACCACUGAAGAAACCAAACUCCAAGCAAAAGUCAUCACCGGCUCGGAUCCCUAUGACACGACUGGGCGUACAAGGGUGACAGACGAAGUUGUCACCGUGAAGCAGCUAUUAGGCCCGCUUGCGCAGGAUGAUGUGGACAUCCUGCGUUGUAUAGGAUUGAAUUACGCGAAGCACAUCAAGGAAGCCGGCCGAAGCCCGCCCCCUUUCCCGUUCAUAUUCUUCAAGCCCACGACAUGCAUUUUGGACCAUGGUGCCAACGUGGUUGUGCCAAAGAUUGCCCAAGAUGAUCAAGCGGAUUACGAAGGUGAACUAACAAUAGUCAUUGGCAAAGAUGCCAAAAACGUCUCAAAAGAAGACGCGCUAGAUUACGUUGCCGCCUACACCUGUGGCAACGACAUUUCUUCGCGUAAGCUGCAACGUGAUCCUGCGUUUGCAGGACGUAUCCCUCAAUGGGGAUUCUCGAAAGGCUUCGACACAUUUGCGCCCAUUGGCCCAUGUCUGGUCAAUGCCGAGCUCAUCGGCGACCCGAGCAAAUUGUUGCUGAAGACGAUUGUCAAUGGGGAUACAAGACAAGAAGAGUAUGUGGCUGAUCUGCUCUUUGAUUGUGCCUACCUCAUAUCGUACCUGAGUUCGGGUACCACCUUGAAGAAAGGAAGCAUCAUCAUGACAGGAACCCCGGGAGGGGUUGGUGCCGGAUUGAAUCCGCCACAAUAUCUGGUUCCAGGAACAAAGAUGGAGGUGGUCAUUGACAAAAUCGGCACACUUCGCAACGGCGUUGAAUUUGCAUCAUGAGAUUCUAUAUAUACAGGGUUGCUUCUCACAUCACUGCGU